Lineus longissimus is the source of this 2135-nucleotide messenger RNA. RefSeq names its product telomeric repeat-binding factor 2-interacting protein 1-like. Gene Ontology annotation, cellular component: shelterin complex. The transcript has 11 exons. NCBI's taxonomy places the organism in Eukaryota, Metazoa, Nemertea, Pilidiophora, Heteronemertea, Lineidae. Bases 63 to 2042 code for a protein of 659 amino acids. The record is from RefSeq and is a predicted model, not a curated record. Gene Ontology annotation, molecular function: telomeric repeat DNA binding. Gene Ontology annotation, biological process: regulation of DNA-templated transcription; telomere maintenance via telomere lengthening.
UGGCGGACGGUGCCAAAAAGAAAUCUUCAAAAAAAAUAUUUGUGCACGAAAAUGGGGAACCCAUGUCAUUUUAUAUGGCCCCAAGCAGUGAAAAGGCUGAUUUAAGAGCCGAUGUUUUUCAUCAUGGUGGACGAUUUGCUCUGACUACAGAGAGGGAGAUGGAAGGUGUCAUCAAAAUGGCGACCGAGGGAGCAACAUUGCCGUCUGGUGCUACUGACUUCUUCUCAAUAAAUUUCAUCAAAGAUUCUACUGACAAAGAUAAAAAGUUGAAAUUGGAGGAUUACAGAAUGUCUGCUGACGCAAAGGGGGCCUUUUAUUCAAAGGUGCACCUGGACUAUCAGGAUGAAUUGACAAAUGAAUUUGAUGACUUGAUGCCCACACUCAUUGCUUACAAUAGCAAAACAAUGAAGGGGAGAAAAAUGUAUCAAGUACAUGAGGACAAGGCUAUAAUAACCUACCUCGUGGAAAAUCGCAAACUCUUCAAGGUGAAUGGAAAUGCGGUUUGGAAGACAAUGGAGUCACUCGGGAUUACAAGCCACACCUGGCAAUCGAUGAAGGACCAUUACAUUAAAUAUGUACAGCCUAACCUGCGAGCCUUUGAUCUGCCGCCCAAAGUCACCAAGGACCUCUGCAGAUUUUACCCAGCUCUCAAGACUAAUCCAAAAGACAACGAGGAGCCUGAGAUAGACGAUACCUCAACUGAUUCUGAUGUCAUCUCAGAGGUCAGUGCAACAGACGAAACACUUUUGAAGGCAGCAGGAGGUGCAGAGUCAGAUGCCUGUUCCUCAUCGUCAAACAUAGUUACUGGGAAUGGUGACCAUGGUAGCGACCUUGACCCUCAAACGGGAACAUCUGCAGAAUCCAGGAAGAACAGAAACAUGCCAGUCAAGCAAACGCCGCCAAAGAAAAUGUCCAGUCUUCAAGCACCUGUUGAGGAGAACUCGAACAAAAAUGGGCCGAGUUUGUCUGAUAAUGUCGAUGCUGUGAAGGAUUCGAAUAAAAUGUCGCGUCGAAGGAAACAAAGACUUGUUUUGAGGACGGAUUUUGACAUCGGGGACGGUAAUGAUUUGCCGGGGCUGAGUGGUAAUGAUAACAAGGACAAAAAGAAAAAAACGCCCGUCAAGCUAACACCACUUAAAAAAACUUCCAAAAAUCAGGUUCGAGUUCAAGCGAAUUCUCGCAAAAGACGGCGGAUCUUAGAUGACUCUAAUGCUGCUACACUUUCCAAUAUAUCCACGGCAGGAAAUAGCUCGGAAUGUGACGACUUUGAUGAUUUUGACAGCCCAGGGGGCCGAGUCAAUGCUAUUAAGAGAGCUAGAACUUUAUCACCACAGGUGAACCAGAAGAGUUUAAAUCAUAAGAAAAUAUCGAAAUAUUUUGUCAAUGUUGAGAAAACACCACCAUCUGCUAGUGCUACUCGGUCAGAGAUUGGGCUGUCUUCCAGUGAGUGUGAGAAUGAAGAGAUGUUACCCACGGGGGAAUCUGAUGGCCCUGGUGAGGAAACUGGAGACAGUGUUACUGCAAGGGAGUCGAUGGGUUCGGGUGAUGAGAGCGGUGGGAUGGAGACAGCGAAAGAAACAAUGAGCUCGGACAGUGAUGCGUCGCCAAUGCUGAAGCAGGCGCAUGUAGAAGAGACAGUUGAAGACGAGGAUGAACAGGGUGGCUCCGAGGAGAUGGAUGAAACGUUCGAAGAAGGAGAACUGCAUUUGGAUUCUGAUGAGAGUGAUGAUGACGAUGCAAGUGAUGCAGGACCGAUGCGGCUAUCACAAUCAGAAGCGGACGAGGUGUUGGAGGGCAUGGAGUCGUCUUUUGAGUUAGAUCCAGAAAGGGUAAAGGAAAUACUAUGGUCAUUCAGUGGAAAUGUAGGAGAUGCAGUGUCUUUCCUUCAGGGAGCAGAUUUGCCAUUCUGGACCCGGCAGGAUGACGAGAAUUUGUGUUCUGGUGAAAACCCUGAGAGCUUGGACAGAUUUACUUGCAGUCAGAAGAAGGCCCGGCUGGCAUUCUUGAGACCUGUGAGAAAAACGUAUGUGAACAUGAGUUAGGAACAGUUAAAACGUUGUCGAUGCUUGUCAUUAUUUAACUACAGACAUUUUGAACCAAAAGACAAUUUUAUAUUUUGUAUUGAGAAAUUGCAA